AUGGACGACGAGCGGAUACCCAAACGACUCUUCUAUGGAGAUGUCGCCAGGGGUUCCCACCAACAAGGAGGCCAAAUCCGGCGAUACAAAGACACUCUGAAGACUUCCUUGGAACGCCUGCAGAUCAACCCGGCCAACAAGAAAAACCUAACCCCGGAGCGGCCGAACUGGAGGACAGUGAAUAUCGUCGCCGCCCCUCCGCCAUCCAUCCUACCCAACCACAGCCACCACUACUACCGCCACAAUGACCUCACGCACUCCCCCCACCGAUGGGACGACGUCCGACGACCCGUCAACUUCAAUCACCAACAUCCGCACCUUCAGCGAUGUGGAAUAGGUUAA
Spirometra erinaceieuropaei is the source of this 342-nucleotide messenger RNA. Lineage: Eukaryota; Metazoa; Platyhelminthes; Cestoda; Diphyllobothriidea; Diphyllobothriidae. The record is from the annotation of a GenBank genome assembly.